AUGGGAGGUGUCACAACCAGCAGUGCCACCAGCAGCAGCAUCUCGGGCCUCUGGGCCCAGAUUGUCCGCGAAUACCCUCCAGGACUGAUCGAAUUUGGGGUGACCAUCGCCGCCCAACUGAUCGGAUUCUGGUUGGUAUGCUCCAUCUAUCUGGCCAUCGACCUGAGCUUCCCCAACUUCUCCAACCGCCAUAAGCUACAGAGCGAGCGUCGCCAGCCAUCGUGGACGUCGAUUAAGCAUUGCAUAUGGCACGUCCUGGUCGGGAAUCUCUCCUCCACGGUCUUCCACAUCGCCAUCCUCUGGGCCUUUGGCUCCGACUCCAGCUCCGGGUCCAGCUUCCAGCUCUCCUUCUUCACGAUCACGCCCUCGUUCCCCUCCAUCAGUGAGCUCGCGCUACAGUUCGCCAUCGCGCUGCUCCUCCGCGAGAUCCUCUUCUACACGGCGCACCGCGCGCUGCACCACCCCAGCGUCUACGCGCGCAUCCACAAACAGCACCACAAGUUCCUCGCGCCCAUGGCCUUCGCAGCCCAGUACGCCCACCCUGUCGAGCACCUCCUCGCCAACACCAUCCCCAUCGUGCUCCCGCUCAUGCUGAUGCGCGCGAAUAUCAUCACCUUCGGCCUGUUCCUGACCUCGCAGCUGGCGGAGACGUCCAGCGUGCACAGCGGGUAUGACUUUGCGGCCGCGAGGCAGCAUGAUCUCCACCAUGAGAAGUUCCGGGUCAACUAUGGCGCUAUCGGUCUCAUGGAUUAUAUACUCGGGACCGAUGUGGUGGGGUGGGAUAAGCCGAAGGAUGGGGGGAAGAAGGAGGCUUGA
Molecule: messenger RNA, 816 nt
Organism: Venustampulla echinocandica
Lineage: Eukaryota; Fungi; Ascomycota; Leotiomycetes; Helotiales; Pleuroascaceae
Exons: 1
Coding region: 1-816 (271 amino acids)
Biological process (GO): ergosterol biosynthetic process
Molecular function (GO): iron ion binding; C-4 methylsterol oxidase activity
Source: RefSeq, a predicted model, not a curated record